Messenger RNA from Grus americana (Whooping crane), 1605 nucleotides. It is a transcript of the gene TMEM106A, whose product is annotated as transmembrane protein 106A. Bases 787 to 1584 code for a protein of 265 amino acids. The transcript is spliced from 8 exons. Lineage: Eukaryota; Metazoa; Chordata; Aves; Gruiformes; Gruidae. The record is from RefSeq and is a predicted model, not a curated record.
GGAAGACUGCCCAAGAGCAGUACACAGCAGGGCCAAACUUCACCCGCUGCACCUUUCGCUUGGUCUCUCUGAGGCCCGCUCAUGACUUUCCAAGCUUUAGUGGGCGUUUGUCCCAGUUCUGUGAAAAGACUGCCACUCCUCACUGCUUGUUUCUGAAAAAACUAGUAAACAUUAACAGAGAGUGUAGGUAAAGCUGCAGCUGCACUGCCAGAGGCCCUCAAGAGACCGCAGAGGUGGGGACUUGUGGUACAAUAUAAUGAGGCCCUUCCCUCAGAAAAAGGGGAAAAAAAGCCUAGGUCCUUCUGGCAUCUUUGUCCUUCCCCACUGCAAGAGGGUGGGGAGCACUUACCUCGAGCCUCCAAGCAGUGCCUUGCAGAAUUUCAUAGUCUGGGGUACUGGGCUGCUGAAAGGUCCCUGUGAAUGAGCAGUGCUGCAGCAGCGUCCCACCUCUGCUAGUUAAAUGAGAUCCCGGUUCUUCCUUUGUUAGCGAGGAAAAUAGCAGUUGCCCCUGGAAUUGGUCCAUGUCCUGCCAUCGUGGUCCAGGUGUGUGGGCUGUGGAAUGAGCCCUGUGCUCUGCAACUCUGUCAUGGUAAUUCUCUGCUGCCAGAUCGUGAUUUUCAUCCCCGGUAUAUUUUAUAAUAGAGCCCUGAGGGGUUGUUCAUGCAAAUCGUCUGGGCAAACGUAGAAGCUGCUGUUUAUCAAAGCUGUCAUCCUACCUAUAUCUGAGUUGCUGAAAUAAGACUGCCUAGAGGAAAGACCUGCACAGUGAGAAUUCUUCCUUCAACCAUGGGUGGAAAACAUUCACAAUUCUGGAAAGCACCUGACCAAAAGGAGAGUGAAGGCAAACUCAUCUUACCCAGGCAACUGGCUGCUGAAGAUGAAAUCGCCAAUUAUGCUAGUAUCAAUGACUCUGCUACGUCCUGCGUGCCCUGCGUGGGCAUUGCACGUCGAAGCUACGUCAACUGUCCAACGUGUCAGGGAACAGGAAGGAUCCCCAGGGAGCAAGAGAAGCAGCUGGUGGCUCUGAUUCCAUAUGGUGACCAGAGGCUGAAGCCUAGACGAACGAAACUCUAUGUAUGUCUUGCGGUGACGAUCUGUCUGCUGACAACAUCUCUCAGUAUUUUCUUCCUGUUUCCUCGCUCCAUUACUGUGCUGCCUGCGGGGCUGAAUGCCUCCUCUGUUGGCUUUAAUGCCACCACCGCCUGUAUGUACCUCAACAUGACGAACGUGCUGAACGUAACUAAUAACAACUUCUACCUGGUCACUGUUGAGCAGCUAGACAUAGAGGUUUUGCACCAGUCCCUGAUAGUAGGAAAGACCACCAUGAAACUUCUACUGAAUAUGAGCCCUUUGCAGAGCGGCCAGAUCUAUUAUCUGGUGGCCAGUAGGAUAUGGGACGACAAUACCUAUAACAUUUGCACCUGGACAAAAGUCAAAGUUCACAAUGUUCUGCUGCAUAUACAGGGUACCCUGACCUGCACGUACCUGUGUCAUUCAGAGCAGCUGGCUUUUGAAGACUACCAGUACGUGGACUGCCGGGGGAAUGCCACGCUACCUCACCCGCUGUACCACCGCCCACCAUGACGGGGUCAGGCUGGCUGAGCU